CCCCCCCCGAUUUCUUCCCUCUUACAUGACAAAGCACUCUGUAGCCUACUUUGAGCAUGGAAAACCGCUCCUCCGACCAGGGCUGUGAGCUGUAAAUUCAACACUGAGAAGAUCUGCGAUUGGCUGGGAGAUGGCAGAUAUACUGGAGCUGCGGACAGAUGGAAACUCACUCCUGAAGGCAGUGUGGCUCAGACGCUUGAGACUCACCCGGCUCCUGCUGGAAGGAGGUGCAUACAUCAACGAGAGCAAUGAACGUGGAGAGACACCGCUCAUGGUGGCCUGCAUGUCCACACACACUGACCAGCAAAGCGUAAGCAAGUUGAAGCUGGUGAAAUAUUUGCUGGACAACCAGGCAGACCCCAACAUACAGGACAAAACAGGUAGGACGGCUCUAAUGCACGCCUGCAUCCACAAGACUGGACACGAGGUGGUGGAUCACCUGCUGAGCAACGGAGCUGAUCCCAGUCUGGAGGACAGGAGCGGGGCCUCAGCCCUGGUCUAUGCCAUCAAUGCAGAUGAUAAGGAGACACUAAAACUGCUCCUGGAUGCAUGCAAAGCUAAAGGCAAGGAGGUCAUCAUAAUCACCACAGACAAGUCGCCCUCUGGUACUAAAACUACCAAACAGUACCUAAAUGUCCCCCCAUCGCCAGAGCUGGAUGAGAGGUCCUGCCCGGCAUACUGCACCUCUCCCUCUGAUAUUGACAUUACUGCAUCUCCCACACCUGAGCAAGAGCAACAAAACACAGUCUUCAGUUUCCAGACAAAGCUGAAAACCUCUAGUUCAGCAGCGAAGCUUGCCAACGGGCCCACAUCUCCAACACGGCGGCCCGCAAACCCAAAACGUGCACGUUUGCCUCAGCUGAAGAGGCUGCAGUCAGAGCCUUGGGGGCUGAUUGCUCCCUCUGUCCUGGCUGCAGCCGCCGCCCAUGAGGAGAGUAAGAAAGCCAGCUCUGAUGAGGAUGUUGUUGCAGGGGUAAACGGACUCUCUCUGGGUAAGAGAUCGGCUUUAUCUCGGCAGAAUAGUGUGGAUGGGAAGGACAGCUUAUUCCCACUAGUAGGUGAACAGCCCUGCAAAAUGACAACCUCACUAUCAGUUCCUCCAGUGUCUAAAGCAUCAUAUGAGAGAUCUCUAGGCCAGCACCAGCCGCUGGCACGGCGCAGCACUGUUCCCACAGAGCAGGAGAGCAGCAGCUGCAGCAGUGGACUAGCCAGUCUGAGAGACACAAUGCAUAGGAGACGUCUGGGGAACGAUCACUAUGACUCAGACUCACAGCUCUACACGGACUCUGCGAUGUUAGACUCUCCUAAGGUCCCAGUGGAGCGAAGAAAACUGAACACUUCCCCACUAGCGAUACUGACCAGCUCCAGAGAAUCUCUAGACAGCAAUGCCAGCACAUCCUCUCCCAGCACAGCACGCAGGCGAGCGCCUGGCCUCCUGGAGAGGAGAGGAUCGGGCACGCUGCUGCUGGACCACAUCUCCCACACCAGGCCCGGUCACCUGCCCCCUCUCAAUGUAAACCCCAAUCCUCCCAUCCCUGAUAUCGGGGCUAGUAGCAAGCCCUCCUCACCUCUGGCCACAGCUAUUAGAGCUAUAGCUCCAGUAGCACCAAACACACCAAAGAGAGGUGGCCUCAAGUCUAAGAAGAAGCUUGUGAGAAGGCACUCUAUGCAAGUGGAACAGAUGAAACAGCUUUCUGAUUUUGAAGAGCUGGCUCAUUAGUAAGUGAUCGUGUUUAUGCAGCACAUUUUGUUGGAGUAGAAAUGUUAACACCAUAUAUUGCCAGGAAGUACUAUACAUCCAUAUGGUCAGUU
Xiphias gladius (swordfish) is the source of this 1812-nucleotide messenger RNA. It is a transcript of the gene ankrd34c, whose product is annotated as ankyrin repeat domain 34C. The transcript is spliced from 2 exons. Bases 131 to 1720 code for a protein of 529 amino acids. NCBI's taxonomy places the organism in Eukaryota, Metazoa, Chordata, Actinopteri, Istiophoriformes, Xiphiidae. The record is from RefSeq and is a predicted model, not a curated record. Gene Ontology annotation, molecular function: protein binding.